Messenger RNA from Lytechinus pictus (painted urchin), 3680 nucleotides. RefSeq lists its product as uncharacterized. Gene Ontology annotation, biological process: protein monoubiquitination. Gene Ontology annotation, molecular function: ubiquitin protein ligase activity. The coding region runs from base 269 to 1585 and encodes 438 amino acids. The transcript is spliced from 2 exons. The record is from RefSeq and is a predicted model, not a curated record. NCBI's taxonomy places the organism in Eukaryota, Metazoa, Echinodermata, Echinoidea, Temnopleuroida, Toxopneustidae.
GGAGCCUGGUAUUUUCCAAAUAUAUCCUCAAAAAGUUUGGUUUUGCUUUCUGUUUUGUACAGUAAUCACUUCUAAACAAGGAAGAAAGGUGUAGCUUGAUUUGCAAAGUUUCAGUGUAGCAUGGUAAAUUCCUGUUAUCUUUCUCUUACCGUGGUUAGUUCAACUAUAACUACUGCUCUCACUAAGGAGUGAUGUAUAAACCGAGUUGUUUCUUUAAAGUACAGUUUGCCAGUAAAAGUCAUCAAAUACAAAUUUUAAGGCACUAAGAAUGGCAGAGGCAGAGGAAAUAUCCUGUAACAAGAGCUUGAUAUGCCCCCUGUGCCUGGAUAUUUUUGACAAGGCAACACUCCUCUUUUGUGGACACACCUUCUGCAAGGCAUGUCUUCAAAACCUGGACAAUACCAAACGAAAGAAUCCAAACCACCUGACUUGCCCUGUCUGCAGGAGAAAGUGCAUGCUUGGGAUGAGCAAAGUUAAUGGCCUUCCACCAAACAAUACUGUCAACUCCCUUGUGGAUGACUAUAAAAACCACAAGUCCCUGUCUGCUUCCUCCUUUCUGGUACAUUCCUCAGUUGAGAAAUGCCAACAAGACACAAGGACAAAACCUGUCCCAGCAAUUCGCAAGAUGAGAGUAGGAGUGCCCUCAUCCGGUUCAGAACAACCAUCAUCUAUUCCUCCAAGGGUACCAGACAGACCACGCAGAUCAGUGGACAAAAAUAGGACUGAUUUGGCGGUUUACGCAAGCUCUUCUCUAGGGAACUAUGAAGUUCCAUCCCAUUUUCUGGAGCCACCCCGAAAAGUUCCCUUGAUCAUCCUCAAAGUGGUAGAUCUUCCAGCCGGGAUACGGGACAUGGCAUUGUUUGCUGCUGAGACAGUUUUAAUUGUUUACGGGAGCAGUCUUCAUGGAGCACAACUGUACAAGUCAACAGGUGAUCAUAGAGAACACUUCCACAACCUAGGAGCCAUCCGCAGUGUCGCCAUCUUGACCGAUGGCACAGCCGUUAUUUCCCUCGGUAAAGAGGGAAUCCAAGAGUGCAACAUCGAUGGCAAGCUAACAGCCCGUCAGUUUCGGUACAAGAACUUCACAAAGUAUUAUUAUGUAUGCUGUGAUCAUUGCAAUAAUCUCUAUGCUGUCAAUGGCAACCCAGAAAUCUACUCCUUUGUCUUGGGAAAGGAUGCACCUGAGCGAGUCAUUCCCACCGGAAAGAUGAUCCCUUCACAGGUAUGUGUGGCCAAGUCAGGUGCCAUCAUUGUAAGCUCAGGUACAACAACGCUUAGCAUUGUAGCCAUCUUUGAUAAGAAUGGCUGUAUCGGAAGUUGCGUCAACUCCCUGGAGAAUGAGGAGUUCCUCUAUGCAGCGGUGGAUCCUCUUGACCAUGUCUUUGUGGCAAGGGUGAGGCCAAGGUCUGGUCUUAUGUUACUAUCAAGGUACAAGCUCAGAGGAACCCAACUAACGGACUUCACUCAAUACAUGGCACUCAAUAUCGUACCCACCACUGAAACAUGGUGCAAGCUUGUGUGUCUAUCUCCUAAACUUCUAGCGUUUGCCUCUAUGACCAAGAAAUUAUACUUCAUUAAAAUCUAAAGAAACAGAAAAAUGCUCCAUGACCAAGAAACUGGUAUUUCAAUGGACAUCUAAAGAAUCAGCUUUAAGCAUCGCUCUAUGUCCAUACAACCCAACGUAAUCUACAUUUAUAGAAUCUACAAUGAAGAUUGUGCUACUUCCAUGACCAAGAAAACAUUCCAUGAACCUUGUCAGUAUUGACAAGUCAUCAAUGGCAUGUUCAAGCGAAAUGCCAGCAAGGCUUCUUGGCUUGUCCAACAUGCACUUACAGGUGACGACCAUUAUUAACAGUCAGAGACCCAGAGUCCCAUUGCAUAAAGACUUGUUAUAAUAACAAAUGUAGAAUUUCUAUUACAAGUUUACUAUCAGCAAAUCAGGUCUGUCAAACCAUGGCUUAAGAUGUCCUAUUGAUUAGCCACAAUGCUCCUUUCACUGGCCUGGGAUAUAUUGUGUGCUCUUUUUAAAUUUUCCCCAUUUGUGCUGUAAUAUAAAAUGUGCUCUUUUGAACAGUGGCUAAGCUUGCCCCCAAAAUAUUGAUAUUAAGGCCUGUUAGUUGUGGUGAAAAUGUUAAAAAUCUAAUAUUUAUCAUUCAAUGUUAUACCAAUGCUCUUUCAAAGCAUUGAUACUUGUUCUCAUUUUUUAAAGUUCAUGGUCAUCUCAUAGACCAAAUAAGUUUCUGCAAAACUAUGCUAAGAUUUGCUCUUUAUAAAUACAAUCAUAAUCGAUUAUCGUUUUAAUACACUUUAUAUAAUCAGCUGAUUUGUUCUGUACAAUCCAGUUACAAUCUUUACAAUUUGUUAUCUUUCAAAAUGAAGUCAGGUUGGUUUUGAUAAAAGCAGGAAAAAAAGUUAUGGGAACAUAUUAAUGAAAAUUUUGCAAAAAUGCACUGGAGAAUGACAAAGUUGUGGAUUUUUCAACUUUAUAUCUUAUCAAUCUCUUUCUACCAUUUUCCUGCAAUAAUACUUAUUACAAAUACGGCACUUUUCACAUGAGGCCAAAGCACUUACAAUGAAAAUAAUCAAAAGAAAUUAUUUAAUGCUAAAACUAUAAAACUACAAACUACGAAAGAGGGGUUGUUAAUGCCUUUCUGAAAAUUGCUAUUGAUGGAGACUGUCUUAUUAUAUAAAAAAACAAAUUGAUUUCAGGGUGAACUUCCCCUUGGGGAAAGCUUGCGCAUUUGAGAUCCUUUUUUAAAAAUUAAUAAAAGGUAUUAAAUGUUAUUCAAUUUCCAAUUUAAAUUCAUUAUAAGAAAUUGUUGUUGCUCAUGCAAUUUUACACAUUCACUCCAUGAGGUGGAUAAUUUACCAGCAAUAUCUUUGUUCCAAAAAGUUAUAACUAUUGAUUUUCAUCCAGGAUUGGUUUUAAUGUCUUGUUUAAUGCAAAUGGAUUGAUUCAACUGUAACUUGUUGGAUUCGACUUGAUUUGAUCAAAUUCAAUCAAAAAUAUCCAAUCCAACUCAAUAUUCAGUCUUCAUAGCACCUUUUCCUUUCUGUUACAAAGCGCUGCGCAUACACUUCUCCAUUGAUAAUUCUAUCUUACUGGGUAGACUUGGAAUAUAAAUGCAAGUAUACUGAUCUAAAGAUAAUAUUGCAGAUACAAGGAAAUAUUACAUUAAGGACCAGAUGCCUGUGAUCUUAAAAUAAACAUUUUUCAAGUACUUCCUACUUUGAAGUGCAUUGUGUUGCCCCCAUUAAAACAAUAAGUGUAAGAGUGGCAAUGCUUAAAGGGGAUGACUACUUAAGAUAACAGGUAUUAAAAAGAAGAUAACAAAUGAGAGCAAUAGCAAAAUGAAUAUUUGAGCUAUCAUGAUACAGAAAAUAAGAGAUAUUACUUAAUUGUGAAUUACUCCAUUUUAGCUGAAAUUGGGGUUGUUUCAUGUUCAGUGUUGGCAACUGGUUUUGGUAUUGAAUGAAAUUUGCUGCCAAACAUCAUUUGGCGAACAUGGUUGGUUUGAAGCAGAAAGUGUCAUUUUAUGGCAAUAUGUGAUGGCUGCUAACUGGUGUUAAUAGGAAAAUUCAAACAAGUGGUAAUUCAAACCAGUUACCAAUUGCUCUAGUUAAAACCAAUAUCAUUGGAACCAUUUGUUCCAUUUUCCCUAAUAAAACCAGAUGAAAUC